GAAGAAACAGCACAGCUGGCCAGAUGCAUACUCCCCAGCCCCCACAGAGUGGCCACUGAAGAGCUUUCCCAGCGCUGAUCCCCAGGACAGGCCCAUCUGGAGGCUCCUGCUCUCUCCGCAAUCUGCCCACUGCCAAGUUCUACCGGGUUCUCUCCAGAACUCUAGAAAGCUACAAGAUUGGCUUUUGUUGUAAACCAUUUGUGGCCAUGGAUUUGCCAUCUGAAAGUGAAUGGGAUGAAACCACUUGCAACAUGGCUAUUUGUCAACAUCCGCAAUGUUGGGCAACUAUCCGCCGGAUCGAGAGGGGCCACCCACGCAUACGGGGUGCCCCUUGCAAAACCCUGGAAUCAGAAGACAAACUCCCAGUGCUCACUAUUGUAAACAUCUCAGAUCCCUGCCUCCAGGCCAAGAGACGUACUGGUCACCGGCAUCAUCGGCAUCAUUUAUCAGGACUUGCCUUCACUAAGGCUCGCUCUUUAUUGUCUCGGGGUUCAAAGUUUCCUUCUAAAUUUCAAGGCAGGCCUCAGAAGGAUUUACCUGACAGAAGUUUAAUCAGUCGUGCUGACAGAUCUCUCAAACUUCCAGUGCUGAAUUUGAAUAGGACACAAAUUCCUUGUCCCCAGGAUGUUAGAAAUAUGGUUGUAAUCUGGAUUCCAGAAGAAUCAGAUGAUCAGAUGAUUCCAACUGAGAGGAAGCAUAUUGUUCCUAAGCAGUUUGGGAAGAAGGACAGAAAGAAGUCUGCACAAUACUCAAAAAUGGACUGGGGGACUCCAAGGAUGAUGGUGCCUCCCCCCUCCCCAGUACAUUUGUUUGAGCAACUCACUUCACAUUCCUCACCUCCCUGGAACAAAUUUGACAUGUUGCCUCAGGAUCUAUUGAAGGACCUUUUGUCAGAUAAAGAGAGAACCAUUUCUUGUCCAGAGCUGGAGGCACAAUUGGCCAUGGUGAAAAAGACUCUUCCCUUGGAAAAGAGCCGGCCCGAUAGUGCAAUUUCUGCUAAGAUGUCUCUAUCCAUACAGCGCCUCACCCUGCAAAGGCCAAUGUUGAGAUACCCUGGGCAUCUGAAGAAAUUCUCUUCUAACCCGAAGACAGAAGAUCAUUGGAAGCAGCAAAAGCAACAGAAGCAGCCGCAGCAGCCGCUGCCGCCGCAGCAGCAACAACAACAUCAACAGAUGAAGGCGAAGAGACCUACUAAGAAAAAGGAAGCUAAAAAGAAAUCCAAGAGUGACCCAGGGAGCCAGGACGCUUUGCAUAAACAUUCAGUGUUGGGGGAAUCUUCAGAAGCCAGUAAGGGCACACUGGAAAUGGUACAAGAAGGUCAUGGAACACUACUACAGUGGGAAGGUGACAAGAAGCAGCAGGAGCAGAAGAUAAAAGAGCCCACCCUGAAAGCGGGUUCCACAGAGAGACUGAGGAAGAACUACACAGAGAUCUGCCUGAACCCCUUCCCCGAUGAGGAGAGUCCUGAGUUACCGGACACAGAACCCAUGAAGAGGGGCAGCAGUGCUCAGAUGGAGUUUGUGCUGGAAGUCCAAAAGAAGACCCCUGUAGACCUUUCAUCUUAUACGAAGACAACAAGCUGGAACCCUGAGCUCAAACUGCUAAGGAUUCUUCAGGGCUCUGAUGAGGGAGAGGAGAACCAAACCUCAGAGGAAGAGAGUGAAGGGACUUUGAGGAUACAGGCAAAAGGCGUCACAGAGGGGCAGGCGGAAGGUCUCAAGGAGGGACAGGCAAAAGGUGUCACAGAAGGACAGGCGGAAGUCCUUAUGGAAGGGCAGACAGAGGGCCUCAAAGAGAGGCAGCUGAUUUAA
Condylura cristata (star-nosed mole) is the source of this 1811-nucleotide messenger RNA. It is a transcript of the gene CUNH9orf43, whose product is annotated as chromosome unknown open reading frame, human C9orf43. Bases 207 to 1811 code for a protein of 534 amino acids. The transcript has 16 exons. Lineage: Eukaryota; Metazoa; Chordata; Mammalia; Eulipotyphla; Talpidae. The record is from RefSeq and is a predicted model, not a curated record.